Molecule: messenger RNA, 2997 nt
Organism: Stegostoma tigrinum
Lineage: Eukaryota; Metazoa; Chordata; Chondrichthyes; Orectolobiformes; Stegostomatidae
Gene: tnfaip8l1
Product: tumor necrosis factor, alpha-induced protein 8-like 1
Exons: 2
Coding region: 320-880 (186 amino acids)
Biological process (GO): regulation of apoptotic process
Cellular component (GO): cytoplasm
Source: RefSeq, a predicted model, not a curated record
CCCUUAGCCGUGUGGACAUGACAGUUCCUUACAAAUUUGAAACUUUUUUCUCUCUCUCUCUGCUGGAGUCAAGUUUCAACCUCGGCUAACAAGGGGGUUCAGUUUCUGUGCACCGCCGGUCGUCGGCUGUUGAUUUAGUGAAUGAUUCACCCUUCAAACCCUGGAGUCUGCUGCGAACUUACAGCUUUUUAAACGCGUGGAAACGAGAAGGUUUCUUUUUCCUCUCUUUCCUCCGCCCCCUCCACUGGUGCAACAAAAAAAGUUGAGGAAUUCGCAGGGAGCCGGAUCAAAAGUUCGCGGUUUAAGGAAAACAGAGAGCAUGGAUGUCUUCAACACUAAAAACCUGGCCAUGCAGGCACAGAAGAAACUCCUGGGCAAGAUGGCGUCCAAAAGCAUGGUCAACAUCUUCAUCGAUGACACAAGCAGUGAGGUCCUGGAUGAACUUUACUACGCAACCAAGGAAUAUACAAGAAACAAAAAGGAAGCCCAGAAGGUCAUCAAAAACCUCAUAAAAGUGGUGGUUAAACUCGGGGUUCUCUACAGGAACAACCAGUUCAAUGCAGACGAGCUGAUGCUGGUGGACAAGUUUCGCAAGAAGGUCCACCAGUUGGCUAUGACAGCUGUCAGCUUCCACCAAAUUGACUUCACGUUCGAUCGGCGCGUUCUUGCAAAUAUCCUGAACGAGUGCAGGGAGUUGCUGCACCAGGCCAUCAAACGGCACCUAACAUCCAAGUCCCACGGGCGCAUCGACCACAUCUUUAACCACUUUGCAAACUGCGAAUUCCUGGCCACACUGUACGGACCCACAGAGCCUUACCGCGCACACUUGCAGAAGCUUUGUGAAGGCGUCAACAAAAUGCUCGAAGAAGGCAACAUUUGAUUGGGGCAUUUGUGAGAAUGACUGAGUGGGUGCACUUAUAAGGUGGAGGGCUUUUUUGAAAACAAAAAUGCGCAGCAUAAAAAUGUUUGUUUUGAUGAGGUUCCUUUUUUUCAUACUGAUGGCAACAUUACCAAACCACAGUUUGAUGCUGAAGUAUCUGUCUACAGGGAUCCACUUAAUUAUUAGGGCAUUGAACCUUGGUCUACCCAAUUCCUAAGCCUGAUUGCACAGUAAUACACAGUCCAGCUCUGCAAGAAACAGAGAGGUCUUCCUUAGAUGGGUGCAGGCUAAAGCCAAGCCCUUUGCCCAAAUAAUUGGAAUUAAGCAUGGCCCUGUGAGGGAAAUAGCUUUUGCAUGCACUGGACAUACACAGUUUCCAGACCAGCCGGUGGGUGAAUAGCCCAUAGGGGGCUGCACUCAGCUGUGCUGACCCAAACAGUUUUGCUUACAAUACUAGCCGUGUCCAUCAAUCACUAUUUUAGGCUAACCAGCUGGCCUUGGCCAUGGAAGGAGUGAGAUGAGAACCUGUCUUGCUCAUCCUGGACUAGAGUGUGAGGAGGUGGGUGAGUGGGCAUUCAGUCACAGUUCCAGAUUGGCUGCAGGAGCAGUACAAGUCUAGCCUUCACACAGUUUCUAGCCAGGUUUAUUGGAUAGCCAAACAGCCCGGCCACUUUUCUUACUUGGGCUCAGGUGCGUGCUUGAGAUACAUAGUGAUUCCCUUCAGUAACAUUUGGUGCCUUUUGGAGGGAGGAAGGGAUAAAACUCAGGGUGGACAUGGCCAAGGGAGGAUGCAAGCCACGUCAGUCAAGCACAUUUCAGCCACUGUGAACCAUAAAAAUGGUCUUACAAUUACAGAACCUCAGCCUCGAGGAUAUAAAAAAAAACAACUGAGUAAAACUGUGGCUUUAGCCUGAAGCCAUUAAUUCAUUCUAAUGUUAAGUGCGCUUACUGUUGCUGUUCCAGAUUUGUACAGUUGACUUUUUAACACCAGUGUCAGAUGAUUAUAUACCAACUAUAUAUGAGGUAGAAUGAUACCAGCAACGAUGUACAGGGCUUUUCGUUAGGCUUUGAGACAUUGUUCCUGGAUCCAUUUAAGGGUGAUUGCCUGUCUACUUUCUACACUUGGACGCAAUUUGAAUUGCUAGUCCUUUUUUUUGGGAGGGGGGGGGCGCGGGGGUGGCAGGAACCCUGUAUUGGUUUUUGAACCUGUUUUAAUGUGAAAUGGCUUCAAUAAUGUGGUUCUAAUCUAUAUUUCUGUCUCUUUUCUGCUUUACUUAUUUGUACUGUAAGUUCACAGACAAAAAAUGGUCAAUUUUCCUUCAACUCUCCUCUGUUAUUCAGUUAUUGAUUGUCACUUCCCUAACAGUACUGUUGCUAAAUCUAAGCCUAGUUUAUGUUUGCUGAGCCACACGGUAUUUGUAGAGUUAUUCGAUUACUUAAAUAGCGUUAGAAGUGCUUCACCUGCCUCGAGAGAGGGAGCAGCACCAGCAGUGGCCCCUCUGAGAAAGUGAGUGUAGAUGUUGACCAGGACAAGUUUGAGCUGAACAUUGAUGGCCAUAGGACCUGAUUAUUGUGGCAACACUUGUUAUCUGGGCACAUUAAAAAAGCGACCAUUUUAACACCAGGUUUGUAAAAAGCCACAUCUGUUUUAUUUUGUUUCAAAAAUAAUUCAUUAAAUUUGUAGAUGUAUUUUGCAGUACAAUCCCAAUGUGAGAAUUCUCCAAUGAAAUGCUAGAUUAAUGUAAUGGAAUUGCAACCUGCACUAUGAGUUGAUUAAGGAGUUGCAAUUUACUGAAUACCAUACUUAAACAUUUUCUGGUUCACACAGCCCAAGGGCUUUUACACUGCUUCCAGCCUCUCCGUAUACAAUAGCAGUCGGGCUCUGUUUACAUGGAGUCUUUGCAAUGGCUGCAUCAAGGUUCAGUGCUUUUCUCAGCAGGGAGUCAGGGAACUGGGGCUCUGCUGGUCUGCAACACAGUCUUGAGCAGGUCCUGCCACUGGCAGUAAUCCCAAAGCAAGUCUUCGCUGAAUUGACGCCUUUGAGAAAUAACUGAUGUUUGUCUUGAUUUGCAUCACUGGGAACAAUCCUGCAUUACAGAGCCUGCAUUAUGAUAAAC